AUGAAAUUGCUCCCGUAUCUUAUAGCAGUAACCUCACUAUUAUAUGCUAUUUCAGCGGCACCUAUUGACAAAAGAGAAACUUGCUCACCGGGUCUCCUCCCGUCUGCUUUGGGUGUUUGCAGACCGCCACAGCAACAGUCAGACGUUACUAUUAAUGAAGUUUCACCCAAGCAUGCUGACCGUAAAGCUCAAGCUGCCCCUCCUGCAGAAAAGAGAGAGGAAGAAGAUGAAGACGAAGAAGACGACGAGGAAGGGGGUGGGGGUCCAUCCACAGCGUCUGGUAAAGCAACAAGUGGCGGUGCAGGCGGUCAAGGUCGAGCAAAAGGAUCAGGCUCUGAAUCAGGGAACCAAACUCCAGGAGCAGGAUUGACUCCACCCGCUAUACCUAAUGUAGUACCUACGCUUCCUCCGGCUACACUACCUGCCCCUCCUCCUUUAGCAGUUCCAAAUUUACCACCGCCCACUUUACCUACCUUACCAAGCUUAGAUCAAUAUACCAGUGCAGUGACCCUCCCUACCUUACCUAAUCUUCCACCUUUGCCUAAAUUAGGUUGA
Molecule: messenger RNA, 555 nt
Organism: Mycotypha africana
Lineage: Eukaryota; Fungi; Mucoromycota; Mucoromycetes; Mucorales; Mycotyphaceae
Exons: 1
Coding region: 1-555 (184 amino acids)
Source: RefSeq, a predicted model, not a curated record